Mastomys coucha (southern multimammate mouse) is the source of this 4484-nucleotide messenger RNA. It is a transcript of the gene Lrfn5, whose product is annotated as leucine rich repeat and fibronectin type III domain containing 5. The transcript has 6 exons. Gene Ontology annotation, molecular function: protein binding. The record is from RefSeq and is a predicted model, not a curated record. Lineage: Eukaryota; Metazoa; Chordata; Mammalia; Rodentia; Muridae. Bases 1952 to 4111 code for a protein of 719 amino acids.
CUAGGGUUCUGGGAGGUGCGGCCGUUCUCGUCACUGCAGCUAGGGACCAGCUCUCGGCCGCGCGCCCGCCGCCGCCGCCGCCGCCGCCUCCAUGCUGCAGCGCGGAGCGCAGCUCCUCUGGGCCGGCUUUGCCUGCACGCACCACGCUGGGGAGCGGCUCUCCCAGGCCUGCCGGGGCGGCGGCUGCCAGCCCGGACUGCAGCUUCCCGCCUCCAGCUUGAGCUGAACCCUUGUCCCAGGGCCUCAGCCAGCGGGAGGGGCGCCCACCGCGCUGUGUGCAGCUGCUUGGGGAGGCGGUGAGCCCGUGCAGAGCAGCAGGAACCGUGUGUGUGUGUGUGUGUGUGUGUGUGUGUGUGUGUGUGUGUUCGCCUGCGUGCUUUUCUUCUUCCCUUGAAGAUGUCAGAUGUGAAUGGCUUCUCAGCUAGCUGGUCCUUAGGAUUCUGGACUUUGUGGAGCUGUGAGCACAACGCACCCAUGUAAUUCAUGUUGUGUGGUCGGUUAUCUUAAGGGGGGAAAAAGGCGCAACUCGACGGGGGUGGGGCAGAUCCAUGAAAGAUUCUGGAAAGGAGAAAUAGAAAAGGGGAGGCAUAGAAAUAUGAAUAUUGAAAGACCCGAGAAGACUUUUGGAAUUUCCCGGCUGGCCCUUCAGUUUUCCCGGCACGAAUCUGGAGGUUUUCCCACCUUUUAUAGUCAUCUUGGUGUUUCUCUAGUGUUUUGUAAGCCUCUUUCCAGCUAGCUGCGUGUGUGUUUUGCGUAUGUUUGUGCGCCUGUGUAUGUGCGCGCGCCUAUCGGAUGCAUUUGACAGUCUUUUUUCCAACUGCCCAGAAGCAAACGUGUUAACUCAGAGAUGCCCCUCCGUGCCCAGGUUCUCGCAGAGCGUGGAGGACACCCAGACUCGUUUUCCUGGCUGGAUUCCGGGAGGCUGAUGGGCUGUGAACCCAGGUGUAUGGAUCACUUAAUCCAGAGGCUUGGAAAGUGGCUGUAUUAACCAGCUUCCAGGUACAUCGCAAGGUCAAGAGAGGGACUUGCAGCUGUAUUAUUUCCCUGCAUCUUGACUUUCCUGUUUUGGUCCGAAGAAUAUGAAUGUGUCUGUCCACAACAUUUGAAGCCCAAACUUCGAGCUGGUUUACUGUUCAAACAAGGUAAUGAGGAUUGCUUUUCAAACUGCUUAACGAAUCCCCGACGCUUCCAUAGCCCUUCCAGGACUCCCUUUACUCCCCAGCGAAAUGUCACCAGCUUUUGAAUUCCAAGGAUUUGGCUGCAGGAGAACUUGAAGGAAGCGUGAUCAAAGGGCUAUGUGAGAAAGCGACUGCUCUCUUUGCCGGCGGGCUGGUGGGCUUCCGGAGCGGAUCUAGAGAAGGACCAGUUCUGUUUCUCCCUCCCGGUGCGGUUCUGGGAGUGCUUGUGCAAGUGUGAGUGCGCGCGCGCCCGGCUGAGAAUGUGUGAGUGUGUGUGAGCGUGUCUCUGUGUGUGCGCGGCCGCCCUGCUUCUGCCCGCUCCCCGGUCGCGGAGCCACCGGUUUCAUGGGGCGAUUUGCGCUGAAUCCCCACCCAGCGCGACCUGAGAGCAGCGACGGCAGGGGCAGGAGCCACCUCUCUGACUCCCUAGGAUGCGGGUGCUGAGCUAUGGCAAAGGGCAGCGAAGUGAUGAGCGAGACCCCAGUACGACUGUGACAGCCACCUGGAGCCACCUUGCCUGGAUCUUACCUGCCGGCAGAAAGUCUUCCUACGACCGUCUUUCCCCCUAGAGGCACCAGAGUCCCUGUAUCCAUUCUGCCAGGUGUGGAGAAGAUAUGCAGUAGCUGACAACCUUCCAUCUGACACCACUCUCAGAACCAGCAUUGGAAAUGCGUUCACCCUGCCAGUCUUCUGCAGCAGCCAGGCCAAGUGCUGACUCCUUCAUGUUAGUAAGGAACUCUUCAGGCUCCAGAAGCUCUUAAUCCUGAUCUACAAUGGAAAAAUUCCUUUUUUACCUGUUUCUCAUUGGCAUAGCUGUGCGAGCUCAGAUCUGUCCCAAGCGUUGUGUCUGUCAGAUUUUGUCUCCCAAUCUUGCAACCCUUUGUGCCAAGAAAGGGCUUCUAUUUGUUCCACCAAACAUUGACAGAAGAACUGUGGAGCUACGGCUGGCAGACAAUUUUGUUACAAAUAUAAAAAGGAAAGAUUUUGCCAACAUGACCAGCUUGGUGGACCUGACUCUAUCCAGGAAUACAAUAAGUUUUAUUACACCCCAUGCUUUUGCUGAUCUACGAAAUUUGAGAGCAUUGCAUUUGAAUAGCAACAGAUUGACUAAAAUUACAAAUGAUAUGUUCAGUGGGCUUUCCAAUCUCCACCAUUUGAUAUUGAACAACAAUCAGCUGACUUUAAUUUCUUCCACAGCAUUCGACGAUGUUUUUGCCCUUGAGGAGCUGGACCUGUCCUAUAAUAAUCUAGAAACGAUUCCCUGGGAUGCUGUCGAGAAGAUGGUGAGCUUGCACACCCUUAGUUUGGAUCACAAUAUGAUUGACAACAUUCCUAAGGGAACUUUCUCCCACUUGCACAAGAUGACUCGGCUAGAUGUAACAUCAAAUAAACUGCAAAAGCUGCCUCCUGACCCUCUCUUUCAGCGAGCCCAGGUGCUGGCCACCUCAGGAAUCAUAAGCCCAUCGACUUUUGCAUUGAGUUUUGGUGGAAACCCCUUGCAUUGCAAUUGUGAGUUGCUGUGGCUGAGGCGAUUGUCAAGAGAAGAUGACCUUGAGACGUGCGCUUCUCCUGCACUCUUAACUGGUCGUUAUUUUUGGUCAAUUCCUGAGGAAGAGUUUUUGUGUGAGCCUCCGCUAAUCACUCGUCAUACACAUGAGAUGAGAGUCUUGGAGGGUCAAAGGGCAACACUGAGGUGUAAAGCUAGAGGAGACCCUGAACCUGCCAUUCAUUGGAUUUCUCCUGAAGGGAAGCUGAUUUCAAAUGCAACAAGAUCUCUGGUGUAUGAUAAUGGAACACUUGACAUCCUUAUAACAACUGUAAAAGAUACAGGGGCUUUUACCUGUAUUGCUUCCAAUCCUGCAGGGGAAGCAACACAAACUGUGGAUCUUCACAUAAUUAAACUCCCUCACUUACUAAACAGCACCAAUCAUAUCCAUGAGCCUGAUCCUGGUUCUUCAGAUAUCUCUACAUCCACUAAGUCUGGUUCGAAUGCUAGCAGUAGUAAUGGUGAUACAAAAAUAAGUCAAGAUAAAAUUGUGGUGGCAGAAGCAACUUCGUCAACAGCACUACUUAAAUUUAAUUUUCAAAGAAAUAUUCCCGGAAUCCGUAUGUUUCAAAUUCAGUACAAUGGUACUUAUGAUGACACCCUUGUUUACAGAAUGAUACCUCCUACGAGCAAAACAUUUCUGGUCAAUAAUCUGGCUUCUGGAACUAUGUAUGACUUGUGUGUCUUGGCCAUAUAUGAUGAUGGCAUCACUUCCCUCACUGCCACAAGAGUCGUGGGUUGCAUCCAGUUUACUACGGAACAGGAUUAUGUCCGUUGCCACUUUAUGCAGUCCCAGUUUUUGGGUGGCACCAUGAUUAUUAUCAUUGGUGGAAUCAUUGUUGCAUCCGUGUUGGUUUUCAUCAUCAUACUAAUGAUCCGGUAUAAGGUUUGUAACAAUAAUGGGCAACACAAGGUCACGAAGGUUAGCAACGUUUAUUCUCAGACUAAUGGGGCUCAGAUGCAAGGCUGCAGUGUCACGCUGCCCCAGUCCAUGUCCAAACAAGCCAUGGGCCAUGAAGAGAAUGCCCAGUGCUGUAAAGUUGCCAGUGACAAUGCGAUUCAGUCUUCAGAAACUUGUUCGAGUCAGGACUCUUCUACCACUACCUCUGCUUUGCCUCCUACCUGGACUUCAAGUGCGCCUGUGUCUCAAAAGCAGAAAAGAAAGACUGGCACGAAGCCAAGUGCUGAGCCGCAGAGUGAAGCUGUCACAAAUGUUGAGUCCCAAAACACUAACAGGAACAACUCAACUGCCUUGCAGUUAGCUAGCUGCCCUCCUGAUUCUGUUACAGAGGGGCCCACAUCUCAAAGAGCACAUACCAAGCCAAAUGCUUUGCUGACUAAUGUUGAACAGAAUGUCCAGGAAACACAGAGGCUGGAGUCCAUAUGAAGAGCACCACUUCUCUCUCUCCUGAGAACAGUUGCCCCUGAUAUUUUUACUGGAUAUAAUUUGAAAAUGUUUCAGUUCACAGCGUGGAUUGUUGAACUGCUUGUCCCAGAAGGAAUUGCUCAUGGGAGCCAAAGCAACAAUGUCUCUGAUGCAGUGAAACUGGCUCCCUCCCAACAUGGUUCAUCCCCUUUUAAAACCAAAUUUUUUUCUUCUGAUCUACAAAUAUUUUUUUUAAUAAAGGAAAGAGAACAAGCCUUCAUUGGCAUCAAGUUCUGUAUCAAACCAUCCUACAUUGCCAUCCAUGAUUUAACAGACUGUAGAUUCUUGAAUAAUCUAUAUCACUUUAACAAAUAAAUGUUUUACUAUGACACAA